UUUCAAUUUUUGGAAUGACGACAAAGACAGAAACAAAACUCAGGCUAAAAGCAGAAGUGUGAAGAAAUGGAAAAGCUUUCAUUUGCCGGCAGAGGAGGGACACCGAAAGAGUCUCCUUUGGUCUUGGUAUGAUUCUUGCACCCCCACCUUGGCAUUUCUUCAAAACACCUCUCUCUCUCUCUCUCUCUCUCUCAUACAGUUCAUGCAAAUCCCAAUUCGAGCUUUUUUAUGUAUCCCAAGUGUUUGGCCAGCAUACGCGCACGUCUACAAAUUCAAGCUCCGAUGGCUCGAAAACCGCCGCCGAAGGUUCAAGUUAGCGUCAACUCACGGCGGGGCGACAACACAAUCCACCCGGUGGACGUUGAGGCGCCGCCGCCUCCGGCCAAGAGACCGGUACUAACGCACCCAGAAUUCAAGCAGUACUCGAAGAAGUGGUUUCCUUGGUUAACUAUUUCAUUUGUCGUGGCUAACGUUGUGAUGUUCGUUGUCACAAUGUACGUCAACGACUGCCCGAAGUACUCUGGACGUUCCUGCGUUGCUGGAUUCCUUGGGAGGUUCUCUUUUCAGCCCUUUAAACAAAACCCUCUUCUCGGCCCUUCGGCGUCCGCGCUAGAGAAGAUGGGGGCGUUAGAUGUGAGUAAAGUGGUCCACAGACACCAGGGAUGGCGCCUUAUCACUUGCAUUUGGCUACAUGCAGGAGUUUUCCAUUUACUGGCCAAUAUGUUGAGCCUUGUAAUCAUUGGCAUUCUUCUUGAGCAAGAGUUUGGAUUUGCACGGAUUGGGUUGCUCUAUCUGAUCGCUGGUUUUGGCGGGAGUUUGUUAUCGGCUCUUUUUAUUCGGUCCAAUAUCUCUGUUGGUGCUUCCGGUGCCCUUUUUGGCUUACUAGGAGCCAUGCUUUCUGAACUCCUCACUAAUUGGACUUCGUAUGUUAACAAGGUAGCAGCAUUGUUAACCCUUGUGAUCAUCGUUGUGAUCAAUCUAGCAGUGGGGAUUCUCCCUCAUGUGGACAACUUUGCCCAUAUUGGAGGAUUUCUUUCUGGUUUUCUUCUUGGUUUUGUGUUAUUGAUUCGCCCCCAAUUUGGAUGGGUUAGCCAAGGAUAUGCUCCUCCUGGAUAUUCCACUAAACCCAAAUUCAGGAUCUAUCAGCGGAUAUUGUGGAUUAUUUCUCUAAUCCUUCUGAUUGUUGGGUUUACCGUUGGCUUGGUUAUGCUUCUCCGGGGGGUUGAUGGCAAUGACCACUGUUCUUGGUGCCAUUACUUGAGUUGUCUUCCUAUAUCAAAAUGGCACUGCCAUACAUAGCCUGUUUCCUGCUCAGUAAGUCAAGUCGAACCAAAUUGGUGACCAGCUAACCUCAACUUGCUCAAGCAACGGCAAAACCAAGACAUACACAUUGGCCAAUGCAACCGCUCCUCAGAUCGAAGGGCUGUGUAUUCACUCAGCUUUGCCGGUAAUGAAUUCACAAACUGCAUGAAUUGAAGCUGUUGCAACUUGCAAGUCGUUUUUGUGUACAAACCGAGGGUGGCAAGUUUUCAGAAUCUUCUCCAUGGUUUCCUACACUUCUUACACUGUUCUUCUGUAAAUUGAUACUACUAUUCUUCAUGGAAAUAAUAGCUCAUUCUUUUGCAUGA
Molecule: messenger RNA, 1628 nt
Organism: Rhododendron vialii
Lineage: Eukaryota; Viridiplantae; Streptophyta; Magnoliopsida; Ericales; Ericaceae
Product: RHOMBOID-like protein 2
Exons: 6
Coding region: 229-1299 (356 amino acids)
Biological process (GO): proteolysis
Cellular component (GO): membrane
Molecular function (GO): serine-type endopeptidase activity
Source: RefSeq, a predicted model, not a curated record